This is a messenger RNA of Pseudocercospora fijiensis CIRAD86, 1614 nucleotides long. RefSeq lists its product as uncharacterized. The transcript has a single exon. Gene Ontology annotation, biological process: circadian regulation of gene expression; entrainment of circadian clock by photoperiod. NCBI's taxonomy places the organism in Eukaryota, Fungi, Ascomycota, Dothideomycetes, Mycosphaerellales, Mycosphaerellaceae. Gene Ontology annotation, molecular function: FAD binding; DNA binding. Gene Ontology annotation, cellular component: cytoplasm; nucleus. The record is from RefSeq and is a predicted model, not a curated record. The coding region runs from base 1 to 1614 and encodes 537 amino acids.
AUGCCUCCCAAGAAGCACGCUCGCUCGGCUUCCGGCGACGAGUACCUCAAGCAUCCAACAACGAAACGAGCCAAAGAAAUCGACACUGAUCCGCCUUACGAGAAGCUCGUAGAACUCCUCGAAUCCACUUCAUCCAAAAGCAAGCCGAACAAUGUCCUUCACUGGUUCCGCAGCAAAGACUUGCGCAUGCAGGACAACAAGGCGUUGCAUGCUGCCUCGAAGAAGGCUAACGAGGGCACGGGUAGUCUCGUGGCCCUGUACCUACACUCCCCUGGCGACCUCGAAUGUCAUGGCACGUCUCCUGCCAGAUCAGAUCUGAUUCUACAAAGCUUGCAGCUGCUGAAGGAUGAUCUCACGCGGAAGAACAUUCCUUUGGGAAUAGUGACAGCUGAAGAGAGAGGACAGAAGACAGACCUCAUCGAGGACUUUGUAACGGAACAUGGCAUUAGCCACGUUUAUGCCAACUUCGAAUACGAAGUGGACGAGCUGCGCAGAGACAUCAAAGUCGCCAAACAUCUUCAACACCAAAGCGUUGGCUUCGAGCUAUUUCACGACCAAACCAUUAUGGUGCCUGGCGAGCUGACUGGCAGUGGCGGAGGACCGAUGAAAGUCUUUACGCCAUACCACAAAGCAUGGCUGUCAGAGACCAAGUCGGAUCCUUCUCUUCUCGACCUCGUGGGCGAGCCGGAAGCGAACGACAAGAAAACUAUCGCAGAGUGGAAGGAGAUUGCAGACAUGAAAGUGCCAGAAUUGCCCGAGAACAAGCAGUUCGCGAGUAAACAAGAACAGCAACGGAUCCGAAAGCUCUGGCCUGCGGGCCACGAAGCAGGCAUGGAGAGGCUCAGAAAAUUCUUGCAAAAGAAGGUCAAAAGCUACGCAGCACAUCGAUCGGAACCAGCUGGCGAUCCUUCAAGUAGGCUUUCCGCGUACAUCUCGGCGGGCAUUAUUUCGAUACGUGAGAUUCUGGACGAAGUGAAGAAAGCCAAUGAUGGCGCACACUUCGACGAGGGAGAUGGAGGCAUUGACUCCUGGGUUCGCGAACUCGUCUUCCGUGAAUUCUAUCGCCAGAUGACCGUGAUUAAGCCACAUACAAACAUGAACCUCCCAAACAAUCUAAAAUUCGACUUCGUGCAAUGGGAAGAUGACGGAGAAGGUUGGCAAAAGUGGUGCGAGGGAAAGACGGGAAUGCCAUUCAUCGAUGCAGGCAUGCGACAACUCAAUACCGAAGCAUACAUGCACAAUCGCCUUCGCAUGAAUACAGCGUCCUACCUUCGAGCGAACAUGCUAAUCGAUUACCGAAAAGGCGAACGCUACUUCGCCGAGCACCUAAUCGAUUGGGAUCUGAGCAAUAACACCCAAGGUUGGGAGCCAAGCUACACCAUCUUCAACCCCGUCAUCCAAGCCGAGAAAUGCGACAAAGAAGGUGACUAUAUCAGGAAAUGGGUCCCUGAGCUGAAGGAUUUGAAGGGGAAAGAGGUGUUCGACCCAUAUAAUCGACUGAGUAAGGAGGAGUUCGAGAAGCUUGGAUACCCGGCUCCACAUGUGGACUUUCGAGAAAGCCAGCAAAGGGCGAAGGAAAGAUAUAAGCAGGGCUUGGCUGAUGCUGAUCCGUAG